AUGCAGUGCUGUAAAUACCUGCCUGACAAGAAAGUCGCACUCACACUCCACCUUCUAGAAAACGCCAACAUCAUUUCGAUUCGUACUGACUCCGAGGAAGUGGCCCGCCACAUCCAAGAAAUCAAAACGAUCCAAGCAGAAGACCUCAAGGAGCUCCCCGUGCAAGUGUUUCGCACGUACGGCAAUACGUAUGUCAAGGGGGUCAUUUAUGACCUUUUCCCCUUAGCCCAAGACAGAGACGACCACACUCUAAACAACCAACUAGAAUCAAAUAAGAUCGAGAUCGUUGCCGCGCGCCGGCUUGGCAAGACCAACACGGCAAUUAUCACCUUUGAUGGUAAUCACCUGCCGCGGUCGAUCCUAUACGGGAAUAUUUACAAGCGGGUUUUCUCAUACAAACCUAAAGCGGUGGUGUGCGCCAACUGCCACUGCCUCGGCCAUAAGGAGGACAUCUGCCACAAUUUAGGGGUAUGUACGACGUGUGGCCAGGCGAAACAUGCGAUGGUUCUCGUCCUUGACACUGGAGGGAUGCAAUGCGCUAGAGACACACCCUUCUGUCAGGGAUGCAAGAAAGCUGGACACUUGGCAACCAGCAACAGCUGUCCCAUAAGGAAAGCAACCAACAAGAAGAUGCGAGCAGCGAUUUCGCAAGCAGCAUCAACAGCAAACCCAUCUGCACCCCGGCCCGCGGGAUCGACUGAUUAA
Messenger RNA from Ixodes scapularis (black-legged tick), 705 nucleotides. RefSeq lists its product as uncharacterized. The transcript has a single exon. Lineage: Eukaryota; Metazoa; Arthropoda; Arachnida; Ixodida; Ixodidae. Bases 1 to 705 code for a protein of 234 amino acids. The record is from RefSeq and is a predicted model, not a curated record.